Dunckerocampus dactyliophorus (ringed pipefish) is the source of this 2296-nucleotide messenger RNA. RefSeq names its product Carnitine O-acetyltransferase-like. Gene Ontology annotation, molecular function: carnitine O-acetyltransferase activity. The transcript has 14 exons. Gene Ontology annotation, biological process: carnitine metabolic process, CoA-linked. The record is from RefSeq and is a predicted model, not a curated record. The coding region runs from base 99 to 1985 and encodes 628 amino acids. Gene Ontology annotation, cellular component: peroxisome. NCBI's taxonomy places the organism in Eukaryota, Metazoa, Chordata, Actinopteri, Syngnathiformes, Syngnathidae.
GGGGGGGGGGGGGCGGGCGGCUCAGAAUAGACGCCGUGCUUGUCCUUGAGACAUGACAGCUCGUAGCUGUGGCAUCUUUAGCGCGUCUACCUGACAAGAUGUUGGGUGUUUUUGUCAGAGCUGCGCUGCGGCCUGGCAUGGUGAAACCAUGUCGCCUUCUCAGGCCGGUUACGCAGAUCCAGGAAAGGUCCCUGGUUCAUCAGGAGGGUUUACCCAAGCUGCCUGUGCCGCCGUUGAAACAGACAUGUGAUCACUACCUGGCCGCUCUGGAACCUAUUGUCAGUGAAGAGGAGCUGGAACACACCCGAAAGCUGGUGCAGGAGUUCCUCAAGGGUGGGGUCGGGGAACGUCUGCAGAAGGGUCUGGAGCGACGGGCCCGAAAGACGGACAACUGGCUGUCUGAAUGGUGGAUGCAGUCAGCCUAUUUGGACUGUCGGAUGCCAGUGGCUGUGUACACGAGUCCUGGUGUGGUCCUGCCUCGCAUGCACUUUGAAGAUCGCCAAGGACAGAUGAGGUUUGCAGCUAAAUUGAUAGCAGGAGUGUUGGAGUUUAAAAAAAUGAUUGACAGUGAGACGCUACCUGUAGAGUAUCUGAGCAAGAAGCCCCUUUGCAUGGACCAGUAUUACCAGAUCCUGUCCUCCUGCCGUAUCCCUGGACCAAAGAGAGACACUGUUGUAAAUCACGCCAUCGGGAAAACGCCUCCCACGCACAUCACUGUAGUUCAUAACUUCCAGUUUUUUGUCCUGGACGUUUACAACAGCGACGGCACUCCGCUGACAGUGGAUCAGAUUUACAUGCAACUGGAGAAAAUUUGGAACACCUCUUUACAGACCAACAAGGAGCCUAUUGGUAUCCUAACAUCACAGCACCGCAACACUUGGGGAAAAGCAUAUAAUAAUCUGAUUAAGGAUAAGACAAAUAAGGAGUCAGUACGUGCCAUCCAAAAAAGCAUUUUCACUGUAUGUUUGGAUGCGCCCAUGCCCCGCGUGUCAGAUGAGCUGUACCAGAGCCGCGUGGCUGCACAGAUGCUGCAUGGAGGUGGGGCUCGCUGGAACAGUGGCAACCGCUGGUUUGACAAAACGUUACAGUUUAUUGUUGGUGAAGACGGUACAUGUGGACUGGUGUAUGAGCAUGCACCUGCAGAAGGCCCACCUAUUGUGUUUCUCAUUGAUUACGUUGUUAAGUAUAUGCAGAAGACUGAAAUCAUCCGUUCCCCAAUGGUUCCUCUGGUCAUGCCUCAGAAGCUGCGUUUCAACAUUAGCCCUGAGGUCAAGCGAGACAUUGAAAAAGCAAAACAAAAUAUGAAUAUAAUGGUGCAUGACCUAGAUGUGAAAGUGCUUUUGUUCUCUCAUUAUGGAAAAAAUGUGCCAAAGCAACACAAACUGAGUCCAGAUGCUUUCAUUCAAAUGGCACUUCAGCUUGCCUAUUUUAGGAUGUACAAUGCAUGUUGCCCGACAUAUGAGAGUGCGUCGUUACGCAUGUUCAAAUAUGGACGAACGGACGCAAUACGUGUAACUACCAUGGACUCGUUAAAAUUUGUCCAAGCCAUGGAGGACCCAGCUAAACAGAACACAGAGAGGCUGGCACUGCUGCAGAAGGCCACUCAGACACAUAGGGAGAACACAUACAAUGCCAUUCACGGACAAGCCGUGGACCGACACCUUCUGGGAUUGAAGAUACAGGGUAUUGAAGAUCUCACUUCUAUGCCUGAGAUAUUCAUGGACACCUCUUUUGCUGUGGCUCACCAUUACAAUCUUUCCACCAGCCAGGUUGGUUCCAAGACCGACUGUGUGAUGUGCUUUGGUCCAAUGGUGCCAGAUGGCUAUGGAGUGUGUUACAAUCCCAUGGAUGAGCACAUCAACAUCGCUAUCACGGCCUUCAACAGCUGUGAGGAGACAAAUGCAGCCAAGUUUGCACAAACUGUAAAUGGUGCACUGUUGGACAUGAGAGCUCUUCUGGAAGACACAGCUACAGCCAAGCAGUGAUCUCACAAGUUCCGGGUGUUUUAUAUGGAAACUGGAAAUCAACCAGCACCAAAGUUGUGCCAAGUAUGCCUCAUUGACAUGGACCUGCAAUGCACUGAGAGUGUUGGUGUAACUACUACUGCUGUGUGUAAAGUUUCAAGUUGCAAGGACUUUGAAAUGAAACACAUCUUGUUGAUGGGAAAUCUAUAUUUUGUUACAUGGUGUUGAACGCAUAUAUAAAACACUACAUGAACAAAAAUUGCAAAGUAUACUUAUUAAAUGUAACAUAAGUCUAUUAUAUCACAUUUCUAUUUUUGUUUGAUACACAGCAA